Molecule: messenger RNA, 1827 nt
Organism: Elephantulus edwardii (Cape elephant shrew)
Lineage: Eukaryota; Metazoa; Chordata; Mammalia; Macroscelidea; Macroscelididae
Gene: ALB
Product: albumin
Exons: 14
Coding region: 1-1827 (608 amino acids)
Biological process (GO): transport
Cellular component (GO): blood microparticle; cytoplasm
Source: RefSeq, a predicted model, not a curated record
AUGAAGUGGGUCACCUUUAUUUCUCUUCUCUUUCUUUUCAGCUCUGCUUCUGCCAGGGGUCUGGUUCGCCGAGAAGUCCACAAGAGUGAGAUUGCACAUCGGUACAAUGAUUUAGGAGAAGACGUUUUCAAAGGCCUAGUUCUUGUUGCCUUUGCUCAGUAUCUCCAGAAGUGCCCAUUUGAAGAUCAUGUCAAAUUAGUGACCGAAGUGACAGACUUUGCAAAAGGAUGUGCUCAAAAUGAGGACGGUGAAAAUUGUGGCAAAUCAAUUCAUACUCUCUUUGGAGAUAAAUUAUGUUCAAUUGAUUCACUUAAAGAAAAGUAUGGUGAAUUGGCUGACUGUUGUGGGAAACAAGAACCUGAGAGAAAUGAAUGUUUCCUAAAACACAAAGAUGAUAAUCCAGGCCUCCCUCCAAUUUCAAGACCAUCUGCUGAGGUCAUGUGUGCAGCAUUUAAGGAAAACGAGAACAAAUUUUUUGGACAGUACUUAUAUGAAGUUGCCAGAAGACACCCUUACUUUUAUGCCCCAGAACUCCUUUACUUUGGCCAGAAGUAUAAAGCAGCAUUCACAGAGUGCUGCCAAGCUGAAGAUAAAGAUGCCUGCCUGACCCCAAAGCUUGAUGCUAUGAAAGAAAAGGGGAUGAAAUCAUCUGCCCAACAGAGGCUAAAGUGUGCCAAUAUCCAGAAGUUUGGAGAGAGAGCUUUCAAAGCAUGGGCUGUAGCUCGUAUGAGCCAGAAAUUUCCCAAAGCUGAGUUCGCAGAAGUUUCUAAGUUAGUGACAGAUCUGACCAAAAUCCACGUGGAAUGCUGCCAUGGUGACCUGCUUGAAUGUGCAGAUGACAGGGCAGAUCUGGCCAAGUAUAUUUGUGACAAUCAAGACUCAAUCUCUACUAAAGUGAAGGAUUGCUGUGAUAAGUCUGUGCUUGAAAAAUCCCACUGCAUUGCGGAGGUCGAUCAUGACGAUUUGCCUACUGACCUGACCCCGAUUGAGCACGAUUUUGUUGAGGACAAGGAGGUGUGCAAGAACUAUGCUGAGGCAAAAGAUGUCUUCCUGGGCACGUUUUUAUAUGAAUAUUCAAGGAGGCAUCCCGAGUACUCUACCUUUUUGUUGUUGAGAAUUGCCAAGGCGUAUGAAGCCACACUAGAGAAGUGCUGUGCGUCUGCUGAUCCUCCUGCAUGCUAUGGCAAAGUGCUUGAAGAACUUAAACCCCUUGUUGACGAGCCUCAGAAAUUAGUUGCUGAAAACUGUGCACUUUUUGAACAACAUGGAGAGUAUGGCUUUCAGAAUAUGCUCUUAGUUCGUUACACCAGGAAAGUCCCACAAGUAUCAACUCCAACUCUUGUGGAGGUUGCAAGAAAUCUAGGAAAAGUGGGAACCAAAUGCUGCAAAAAGGAUGAUGCCCACAAAAUGUCCUGUGCUGAAGAUUAUCUCUCUCUGGUUCUGAACCGGCUCUGCGUGCUCCAUGAAAAGACACCAGUGAGUGAAAGGGUCACCAAAUGCUGCACAGAGUCCUUGGUGAACAGGCGGCCAUGCUUCUCUGCUCUAGAAGUUGAUGAAACAUAUGUCCCCAAAGACUUCAGUGCAGAAACAUUCACUUUCCAUGCUGAUUUGUGCACUCUUCCAGAGGACCAGAAACAAAUCAAGAAACAAACUGUGCUUGCUGAGCUGGUGAAACACAAGCCCAAGGCAACAGAUGAUCAACUGAAAACAGUGACAGGCGAUUUCACCACUAUGGUGGGGAAGUGCUGCACAGCUGAUGACAAAGAGGCCUGCUUUGCCGAGGAGGGUCCAAAACUUGUUGCUGCAGCUCAAGCUGCCUUAGCCUAA